CGUACGUCCUCGAGGGCUCCGUGGGCAGCUCUUACGGACGCCAACACAGAGCCCGACGACGCCAGCCUUUCUCUCCCUCCUCCGUCCUCCAUCUCCACCCGAUCUCUCUCUCUCUCUUAGGGUUUGCGUGGCCUCUCCACUCUGACGAUCGAUGGCGGGGAUACGGUGGUCGCCGGAGGACGCCGAUCUGCUGCCGGCGCGGCCGCCCGGCGAUCCGGUGUCGGACGACGACCGGUCGGUGGCGGCGGACUCGUGGUCCAUCAAGAGCGACUACGGCAGCACCGUCGACGACGACCAGCGCCAUGCCGACGCCGUCGAGGGCUUCCCCGGCUGCAGCUUUCCGGCCGCGUCAGAUUACAGCUCUGACAAAGAUGCUCCUGAUGCCAAUGAGGUUGAAACAUCAUUGAUGGGCUCACAAAGCUACUGGAAUUCUACUUAUGCUGAGGACCUUGCGAAUCUCCCUGAGCAUGGGAAUUCAAGCGAAGUUUGGUUUGGUGUUGAAGUCAUGGAUAUUCUUGUCAAGUGGACAAAAAACUUGUGUGCCAGCAUCUGCCAAGGUCUAGAUCGAUCUGAUGACAAUAGCUGCAAAGCUGAACCGGGUGACACCUUCAGAGACUUGUCCAGCUGGCGUGUACUCGACAUUGGAACUGGGAACGGUCUGCUUCUGCAGGAACUUGCAAAGCAAGGGUUUCAUGAUCUGACUGGAGUUGAUUACAGCGAGAGAGCUAUUGAGCUUGCCAAAACUCUUGCUGUUCGUGGUGGAUUCUCCUACAUAAACUUUGUGGUCGACGAUGUCCUUGAGACAAAACUUGGCAGGAGCUUCCAACUUGUUAUGGACAAAGGGACUUUGGAUGCCAUAGGGCUACAUCCAGAUUUUCCUGUCAAACGGAUGAUGUACUGGGACUCUGUCUCGCAUCUGGUUGCUCCGGGCGGGAUACUGGUAAUCACUUUAUGUAACCGCACAAAAGAUGAACUACUGCAAGAGGUUGAACAAUUCAACCAACAAAGGCUUGGCUCCCAAGAAGAGAACUCAAGCACUGAGUCUGCAGUCUUCCAGUACCUCAAUCAUGUUCAGACCUAUCCUACUAUAACUCUCGGCGGUGUCGAUGGGUCUCGCAUCACCACUGUAGCACUAGUCCGCCUUUGACUGGUUCAUUGUUUCUUUUUAUUCUCCCUUUUAGAGUUGAUGAACUGGCCUCUGCCUGUCUUCUAUUCUCACUUUGGGAGUUCUCUAAUUUCAUUUGGUUUUCCUCCAUUGUCUUGACAGGUUGUCACUUGUCAGUUACGUUGAUGGAUUUGUCAUGUGGACCUGCUGCCAUUUGACUAAUGUUUAUCAAAAUUUAUGUGGAAAAAGAUGCUAUAAAAUUGAUGGAAA
This is a messenger RNA of Musa acuminata subsp. malaccensis (wild Malaysian banana), 1375 nucleotides long. RefSeq lists its product as uncharacterized. NCBI's taxonomy places the organism in Eukaryota, Viridiplantae, Streptophyta, Magnoliopsida, Zingiberales, Musaceae. Gene Ontology annotation, cellular component: cytoplasm. The record is from RefSeq and is a predicted model, not a curated record. Gene Ontology annotation, molecular function: protein-lysine N-methyltransferase activity.